Molecule: messenger RNA, 672 nt
Organism: Aaosphaeria arxii CBS 175.79
Lineage: Eukaryota; Fungi; Ascomycota; Dothideomycetes; Pleosporales
Product: DUF1014-domain-containing protein
Exons: 2
Coding region: 1-672 (223 amino acids)
Biological process (GO): transcription by RNA polymerase II
Cellular component (GO): nucleus
Molecular function (GO): transcription coactivator activity
Source: RefSeq, a predicted model, not a curated record
AUGGGUCCUAAGAGAGGAGGUGCUGAGGGCUCAAAGAAGGCACAGGGCCAGGCCCGCAAGGCCGAGCAGGCUGCCUCGAAACAGGCCGUGAAGGAUAGGCAAGCCGAGGAGGCAGAGGCAGAGAAGUGGGGAAAGGGAGCCAAAUCCACUUCCAAAGCUGAUGCCGCUGCUGCAAAGGCUGCCGAUGCCGCACGCAAGAAGGCCGAGAAGGCAGCGCUUCUAGCUGAAGAGGAGGCCAACCAGCCUUCCAAGCCAAAGGGCGCCGGAAGCAAGUCCGCCCAGAAGAAGACGAACAACAGCCGCGGCAUCGACUCUGCCUUCGCUUCCUUUGACCAACCAUCUGCGCUCAACGCCACAGGUAUCGACAACGCCCUCGACGCUCUCGAUCUGACAGGAAACAACAACGCCGACAAAGUCGAGCGCCAUCCCGAACGUCGGUUCAAGGCAGCAUACACACAAUAUGAGGAGCGCAGAUUGGAGGAGAUGAAGGACGAGAAAGGCCUUCGCCGACAGCAGAAGAUCGAUAUUAUCCGAAAGGAGUUCGAGAAGCAUCCAGACAACCCUUUCAACCAGGUGUCUGUCUCAUACAAUGCCACCAAGGACGAUGUUGCGAACACUAAGGAAUCAGAGCGACAGAAGAAGGAGAAGCGGUUGGGUGGUCCAUCGUCUUGA